Notothenia coriiceps (black rockcod) is the source of this 1800-nucleotide messenger RNA. Its product is annotated as ephrin type-A receptor 3. The transcript has 16 exons. Bases 1 to 1800 code for a protein of 599 amino acids. Gene Ontology annotation, cellular component: dendrite; plasma membrane. Gene Ontology annotation, biological process: protein phosphorylation; ephrin receptor signaling pathway; axon guidance. Gene Ontology annotation, molecular function: ATP binding; transmembrane-ephrin receptor activity. The record is from RefSeq and is a predicted model, not a curated record. NCBI's taxonomy places the organism in Eukaryota, Metazoa, Chordata, Actinopteri, Perciformes, Nototheniidae.
AUGGAUUUAACUCGAGUGGACUCAGCUGAGCUCUGGUCUCAUAUGGAUGAAUGGGGCUCCAGUGACUCGUCGAGUAAGAGCAAAGCUCAAAUCUCUGACGACAAGACUAACGGCCUGGAAACUCUGCCGCCAGGUAAGGUGCACUGGCAGGACUUUGACCAGGAUCUCUACGUUGGAGCCACAGUGGUGCGAGCGGGUCAGGAUCCGUACGCCAGGAACAAGUUCAACCAGGUAGAGAGCGACAAACUCCGUAUGGACAGAGCCGUGCCCGACACCAGACAUGACCACGUCGUCAUCACUUUCCACAAUGAAGCUCGCUCUGCUCUGCUGAGGACUGUGGUCAGUGUCCUGAAGAAAAGUCCCGUUCACUUGGUCAAAGAAAUCAUUCUUGUUGACGACUACAGUGAUAACCGACUGAUGCGUUCGAGGGUCCGUGGAGCAGACGCCGCCGUGGCUCCAGUCCUUACCUUCUUAGACUCUCACUGUGAAUGUAACGACCACUGGCUGGAGCCGCUGCUGGAGAGAGUGGCCGAGGACAAAAGCAGAGUCGUUUCUCCUAUCAUCGAUGUCAUCAACAUGGACAACUUCCAAUGUGGCACUACUUAUGACCUUUUUUCUGUUUGGUUUGGCAGGUUUUGUUGCCACAGCAAAUCCAAACAUCCUGAUGAGAAAAGACUGCACUUUGGCAACGGCCACUUGCGUCUGCCGGGCAUCAGGACCUACGUGGACCCCCACACGUAUGAGGACCCCAGCCAGGCUGUGCACGAGUUUGCAAAGGAGCUGGACGCCUCCUGCAUUGCCAUCGACAAAGUGGUGGGAGCAGGUGAGUUUGGCGAGGUGUGCAGUGGUCGCCUGAAGCUGCCCAGCAAGAAGGAGAUCUGUGUGGCCAUCAAGACUCUCAAAGGAGGAUACACUGAUAAGCAGAGGCGGGACUUUCUCGCUGAGGCGUCAAUCAUGGGACAGUUUGACCACCCCAACAUCAUCAGGCUGGAGGGGGUGGUAACACGCAGUAAACCCGUCAUGAUUGUCACAGAAUACAUGGAGAAUGGAUCCCUGGACAAUUUCUUGAGAAAACACGACGCCCAGUUUACGGGGAUCCAGCUGGUGGGCAUGCUGCGUGGCAUCGCCUCGGGCAUGAAGUAUCUGUCAGACAUGGGCUACGUUCACCGAGACCUGGCAGCUCGAAACAUCCUGGUCAACAGCAACCUGGUGUGUAAAGUGUCAGACUUCGGCCUGAGUCGAGUUCUGGAGGACGACCCGGAGGCUGCUUACACCACCAGGGGAGGUAAGAUCCCCAUCCGGUGGACAGCUCCAGAGGCUAUUGCCUACAGGAAGUUCACGUCAGCCAGUGAUGCUUGGAGUUAUGGCAUUGUCCUCUGGGAAGUGAUGUCAUAUGGGGAACGACCAUACUGGGAGAUGUCCAAUCAGGAUGUAAUAAAGGCUGUAGAUGAAGGAUACCGCCUCCCUCCACCAAUGGACUGCCCGGCCACCCUCUACCAGCUGAUGUUGGACUGCUGGCAGAAAGAGCGAAACAACCGGCCUAAGUUUGAACAGAUUGUCAGCAUCCUGGAUAAACUCAUCCGCAACCCUGGUAGCCUCAAAAUCACUGCCAACACCACAUCCAGGUACCAGAAGUAUAUUCCAGCUUUUAUUUGUUGUACCCCUGGCUCCAGGCAGUCCAACAGUGUUGCCCAAUAUACCUUCGAUGCACAGCAUUAUGGGUUAUGGGGGGCCGAUGUGGAAACCAAGGCAAAGCCCAUGUUCAGUUUGUCAAUGCUGAGCACAAGCAACUGGGUCUGA